Messenger RNA from Rubroshorea leprosula, 2797 nucleotides. Lineage: Eukaryota; Viridiplantae; Streptophyta; Magnoliopsida; Malvales; Dipterocarpaceae. The record is from the annotation of a GenBank genome assembly.
UUUUUUAUUCUGUAUAAGAAAUAAAUUUAACGGCAUUACUGUUACAUUUUAGGAAAUUCAUCUAUGGACAAAAUUGCUGAGAAAGUUGAGAAUUUAGUAGGCCACCACAGAAAACUUGAAGAAGAUCUGGAGGAGUUGAGAAGCGAAUGGCAGGUUUUAAAGUGGAGGAAAACUGACGUUAAUUCAAGAAUACAAGCAGAGGUAGAGGUUCACUCGGACCAGGAGGUGAAAAAAGAAGUAGAAGGAUGGCUUGAAGAUGUUCAAAAGAUCGAACAAGACAUACAAGAUGUUGAAGAAAGAGUAGGCACAGUUCCAUACUACAAACGUGCCAGUCUUGAUAAACUUGUGCGUGAAAAAAUUGAACUGGUGAAGAGGAUUCAAGGGAGGGGCAUUUUCGAAGGAGGCCUUGGGAUUAAGAGAGCUCCAGCUUGUGGAAUGGUAAUUCCAACAGAAAAUUUAGAGGGUGAAAUUUCUACUAAAGAUGAAAUUUGGGAGCACUUGAUGGGCAACAAAGUUGGAAUGAUUGGGGUUUGUGGUAUCGGUGGAGUUGGUAAGACUACAAUCAUGAAGCAUGUUAACAAUGAUUUAUUGACGGGGAGUAGAUUUCAGAAAGUGAUUUGGGUUACUGUAUCAUAUCCUCUCAAUGUUUUAGAACUCCAAAAGAAGAUUGCACUUGCUAUGGGCAGAUCACUUCCAGAAGAUAAAGAAGAAAUAAUGCGAGCUGCCGCACUAAUGGAGAUAAUGGGAAGAAAUGGAUGCAAAGUAGUUAUCACUAGUAGAUCAGUUGAUGUAUGCAAUUCUUUGGGUUGUAAGAUUGUUAAAAAGCAGCCUCUUUCACCGCAGGAGUCCCUAAACUUAUUCCUGGAUAAGGUUGGACAUGAUGUUUUACAAGUUUCAGGAUUGGAAGAAAUCUUGAAGCUUAUUGUGCAGGAGUGCGCCGGUUUACCGCUGGCAAUUGUUGUAAUAGCAGGGGGCAUGAGGGGAGAAUAUGAUAUUAUAGAGUGGAGAAAUGCACUAAAUGAGUUAAGCCAGUGUGUAAAAAGUGUGAAAGGCAUGGAGGAUAAGAUAUAUGGGCGGAAGGAGUUGAUAGAAGGUUGGAUUGAUGGAGGAUUGAUUGAUGAGUUGGGAAAAAGACAAGAAGCUUAUGAUAGGGGUCAUGCUUUUUUAAAUAGGCUGGAAAAGAACUGUUUGUUAGAGAAAACAAUUGGUCAGGGUGGUCAAGUUUUUAAGAUGCAUGAUGUUGUACCGAAUGAGAGUGAGUGGGUAAGAGAUCUUAAGAAGGUAUCUCUAAUGGCAAAUGGCAUUUCAAAAAUUCCUGUUGGUUUGAUAUUGUCAAAUAAUGCUGAUUUGGCAGAGAUUCCAAGUUCCUUUUUUGAAGAUAUGGUCGGACUUAAGGUUCUUGAUCUUUCUGGUACUAGUAUUAAAGCUUUACCUGAUUCCAUCUCUAACUUGGUGAAUCUCUCUGCACUGCGGUUGAGGAAAUGCAAGAGGUUAAAGUACUUUCCUUCCUUAGCAAAGCUUAGCGCAUUGAAGAAGUUGGAUCUGCAUAAGGCAGGGAUUGAGGAGGUCCCUCAAGGCAUGGCGAUGUUGGUGAGUCUUGAAUAUCUUGAUUUAUUUUGUCCAAAACUGAAAGAGAUUCCAACGGGAAUAUUACCUAGCCUUCCCACUCUCCAGUACUUGGUUGUAUAUCUAAGCAGUGCAAUGACUAAAAGGAUAAAUUUAGAGGAGGUUGCUAGACUGAGCAAGUUGCAGAGUUUGGAAUGUGGAAUAGAGGUUAUACAAGACUUUAACUAUCUGGCCAAUAAGUCUAAAGAUUUUGAAAGUCUUAUGGCUUAUGGUCUUCGAUUGACAACAGGUAAACAAGACAUCACAGCUCAUGGAUUUUCUGAUGAAUAUCAACAUAAGGUUUUAAUCCUUGAUUGUGAGAUUGGAGAAGAAUGUAUAGCGCUUCCAGAUCAGCUUGAGGGGAUAGAGUGCAUGGUUGAGUUGGACUAUUCCUCCUCUUCAUUGAGUUGUCCAGUACUGGAUAAGGUUGAAAAGUUGUAUAUUAAUAACUCGCCUAACUUGAGUGCACUUGUGAGAGUGGAAGGAGUAGCAACACCACAGCCUGUCUUUUCCAAUCUUAAAAGCCUUCUUCUACAUACUUGUUCAGGAAUGAGGACGUUGCUUCCGUUUGAGCUAUUGCAUGCCUUCCAAAAUUUAGAGGAGAUUUGGAUUAGUUUUUGCAAACAAAUGGAGGAGAUAAUAGCAUCAUCAGAUUCAGAUGCAUCAUCUGAUAUAUUCAAUUUUCCCAAGUUAAGGAAAUUGAGAUUGGACUAUUUACCCCAAUUGAAGAGCAUCUGUAGUGGCAAAGGAGUUAUGGUUUGUGAUUCUAUUGAAGAAAUUACAGUACGUCACUGUCGGAAGUUACAGAGGAUCCCUUUGCAACUUCUCCUGCUUGAUAAUGGCCAGCCAGCUCCUCCUCCUCAUCUCAGAGAAAUCAACAUAGUUGAACGGGAGUCAAAAGAAUGGUGGGAAUCACUGGAGUGGGAUCAUCCUAAUGCUCAGAACAUGCUCCAACCUUUCUUGAAAUUACAUCAUAUGAUGAGUAAAUUAAAUAUGUCACGUGGGACCCCAAUAACACGUGCCAAAAAACCCCUCUUCCUCCGCUCCACAACGAAAACAAUGGAAAUGUGCGGCUGGGAAUUUGACAUAGGGGAAGCCAAUGUAGGAGAGCAGGUAUUCUAGAAUUGAUGAGAUUGAGAUGCAUCCACCCUUAACAUUCUGCUCUGCUGUCUCAUAAACUCCAACUAUGUAA